UGAGGAGAUCUUUAGGGAGUCUGCCAAGGGUAUCAAGCAAUGGUUGGGAGAACACCUUGUCGAAGAGCUCAAGAAGCGCGCCGAAAGCGACACCGAGGCACCGUCCAACUCUGCUCCGACGGAUGAGACGCCGACGAAGGGCCACAAGUGCAUUCUAGAGCAGCUAUACAGAAGCGGCGAUCCGCUUAAUGCAUCGUCAAAGAACCUGGCCAGCUUCAAUUUAUGGACCCAAACCCACACCGGCAUGAUAGGUUCGGAGUCAUCGCAGCGGAUUGGUCCUCUUUUAACUGCGUCAUUAUAUCGGGAGAAAAAAGCGCCUCUUCAUCAUGAAUUUGCGGUGAUCGGGUUUGGGAGGAAUAGGACCACCGAAAGUUGGAUACGAGUCGAAAGGGCAGCAAAGUGGGAAAAACUCCAUUUCAGCAGCUUUGCCCCAAUGUUCGGCGGUGCACCGCUCCGCGAAAGCGUCUCGUUCGCAAAAUCUGCCCAAGACCUUGUUUUCAGUCCCGCAGACGAGCUAGCCAAAAUCAGUAUAACGGCUAUCGGCGCGCCGAUCUGGCUGUCGGAGGUUGGGUACCUUCUUACGUCCAUCUCUCGCCAUUCUCCCCAAUACCAGUUGCUGACUGCCAACUGUCGUUUCUUUGCCCGUGAGGUUGUGUCUGGUCUUUGCGAGCGCCUCUCACGGACGGACACACACCUGCUCAAUGUCCUCUGGCGAGGGCGGCCCGCCACCCCUUCCGUGCUCCGUCAACACAUACAAAGAGACCCAUUCGGUGGCCGGUAUCUCAAUGAUCCUCUCACCAUCGCCAUCCAUGCAGAAUCCCUGAUCCGUCUGGCCGAUUCUAUUGCGUUCUACAACACGUCUUUGCUAAAGGAGGGUAUGAGUUUAUGCCACGAAGCUUCUCAAUUGCUGGAACGGGCCGUAGGAGAGCAGGAUGAGCUUUCCAUGCUCAAGUCACAUGCGUAUGAGUCACUAUCAGAAAUCUACUAUAAAAUGGGAAAGAACGCGGAGGGACUGGCAGCGAGUCGAAAUUCCUGGGAGAUGGUCAAUAUGGUGAAAGACAAAUCAUCCUUCAAGUCUUCCCUGUACACUUGCGCUGCAGCGGUCAACCUAGUUACCUUCUUGGGGCGGACAGAGGACUACACUGGAGCUCUCGAGUUUGGCAAGAAUGCCAUUCAAUGGUGCCGUGAAACCCGCGCAAGAUUCCCCAGCGACUCUGUCACUUCUAGGACACUAGCCACCUGCCUUCGAGUGAUUGCCUCAUUCUUAAACCAAUUAGGUCGAUCCGAGGAAGCAUAUACCUUGCUCCGAGAGGCCGUCCCCAUUUUAUCCAACUUGUACCAAAGCGAUCGCAACAUGAUACAUCGCGAACAGUAUGGAUUAGCUCUUGGGGAUUGUGCAUGGGCUCUGUCGAACCUUAAUCGUGCGGACGAAGCUGUUCAAUAUUACCUUCAAGCCAUAGAUCUCUCGCGGCAGUUGUUUGCGACAGAUCCAGGAGCGCACCGGCCAGAUCUGGCAACGAAUCUUUAUAAUUUAGCAAGCGUAUACGAGCAGAUGGGACAAUGGGACAAGGCAUGCAUUUACGCUCGCGAGGCUGUCGAUCUGCGAAAGUACCUUUUCGAACGCGAGCCUGAUCGCUAUCGCUGGAUGUUUUCCACGGCGCUAGGAAACUUGGCAGUGUACGAGGGCAGGAAUGGCAACAAAGAAGAAGAGUUUAGGUUAUGGGGAAAUGACCUAAUACUCACAAGGCAGCUGUAUCGAUUGGACCCAAGCAAGUACCGAGAAAGAUUGCUCAUGAAAAUCAGCCGGAUGGGACAGUUACUAAUGGAAAUGGGGCGCAUGGAGGAGGUAAGUUCGCUUGAGCCAGAAUUCAUGGAGGUGACCGGACUCGAGAGCCGUGCACAAGACUAAGGGGCAGUAUAUAUCGG
This is a messenger RNA of Cantharellus anzutake, 1926 nucleotides long. RefSeq lists its product as uncharacterized. Gene Ontology annotation, molecular function: protein binding. Bases 245 to 1909 code for a protein of 554 amino acids. The transcript is spliced from 3 exons. Lineage: Eukaryota; Fungi; Basidiomycota; Agaricomycetes; Cantharellales; Hydnaceae. The record is from RefSeq and is a predicted model, not a curated record.